Ectocarpus siliculosus is the source of this 996-nucleotide messenger RNA. Lineage: Eukaryota; Phaeophyceae; Ectocarpales; Ectocarpaceae. The record is from the annotation of a GenBank genome assembly.
AUGGCGCUGGCCCCGUCGCUGGAGAAGAAGCGGCGCAUGGAGGGUCGGUUCGCGGUGGCUCAGCAGCACCAGGAGGCGCCCCCGCCAAGCCCUGACCUCGCCGGCAGCUGCGGAGGCGCUGGUGCCGGCGGUGCCGGCGGCGGCGGUAAGGAGGACGUGGAGGCCGCGACAGGGGUGGACCUUGGCUGUUUCCGCGCUCAGAAGCAGCAGCAGCGGCAGGAGGUGGAGACAAAAAGAAAAGAAGAAGUCGUUGCUGCUGAUGUCGCCGUUGACGGCUGGGGGCCGCGGCAAGACACCGGGCCCGUCGAGGGGGGCUGGGGCGACUGCUGUAUCCCGGCGGUGGCGGCGGCAGUAGACGAGGAGAACGCGAGCGCCAGUAGUAGCAGCGCAGGGACGGCCUCGAGCGUGGAGCGAGGACAGGCAGCGGACGAGAUCGGUGGCGGCGGCGGCGGCGGCGGCUGGGAGGCCACGGAGUCCUCGACGUCGUCAUCCGAGGAGGCCGGGGGCUGGGGUAUGGCAAGCGGCGGGGGCGGUGGCGGCGGUGCGAGCAGUGUUUGCGGCGUCAGCGAGAGCGGCAGCAGCAGCAGUAGCAUGGCGGUGAGCACUGACGAGCAGGGAGAGGAGGGGCAAGAGGAGGCGCGAUGGGCGGAGGAGCUGAAGAGCAGCGUUGGAGUGGUGACGGAUCUUGUCUUGCCGUGCCAGGGCCGGGAUGGUGCCGGGGUGGACGGCGUGGGAAUAGCAAUAGAGGAGGGGGGGGAGGAAGAGGAGGGGGGGGAGGAUGAACGAGAGAUGGCUGCCGCUCUUGAGGCUAUCUACGAAAAGGGGCGGGAGCAGCUGAAGCGUCACGCCGAGGUGCACGGAAAGGAAGCGCGGCAACGAGCGACCGACGCGUGGCUGGCGAGCCGCACCCCUCAGCAGCAGAGCGACUACAGGGAGCGAACCCAGCCGCGGACAGCGCGGCGGCAGCACCAGCAGCACCAAUUGCAGCAGAGAUAA